Messenger RNA from Peronospora farinosa, 10299 nucleotides. The record is from the annotation of a GenBank genome assembly. NCBI's taxonomy places the organism in Eukaryota, Oomycota, Peronosporomycetes, Peronosporales, Peronosporaceae.
AUGGCCAAAGCUCUUAUUACUUCGAUAUUAGAAGCCCAACUUGGCAAAUAUAUCGAUGGAUUACGUAGCGACUCGUUGGUUGUGGGACUUUGGAGUGGGGAGUUAGAACUGCGAGAUUUAAUAUUAAAACCGCAUGCUUUCGCUGAAUUUCAACUUCCGGUGGCAAUAGCCAGUGGCUCGGUGGCACGUGUACGAGUUCAUGUACCCUGGAAUCAACUUGGAAGUGCUAGUGUGACCAUCACUCUUGAAGGCGUGACGGUUCUGGUCGUACCUAAUACAGAACAUCCAAGUCCAGUGGAAGUAUUUCAAGUGAAAAAAAAUCAAUUGGAGAGACGAGAAUUAAUACGACAACAUUGUCGCUUUGCUGCACGAGUGGAACACAAACAAGAAAACACGACACACAAAAUUGAAACGGAAAGUACGUUUGUGUCGAGACUGACGGCUCGAAUUGUGGAUAAUUUACAAGUGACAUUAUUGGAUGUUCAUGUGAGAUAUGAAGAUGUCCUGGCAAAUCCAGAGACACCAUUUGCAUGUGGAUUUAUGCUGGAAAAAUUUCGAUUUUUAACGACGGAUGGCGAAGGAAGAGAAGUUUUUGUUGAUCAGAGUUUAUGGUGUGAUUUGUUUACGUAUAAAAAAGCAGAACUUGCACAAUUUGGAAUGUAUUGGGAUCGAUUGGAUGCUCACGAGAAGAGUGCGAGACUCGAGACGUGCGAAAAUGUUCCAAAAGUUAUGCGAGAAAUGGUACAAGCGAUGAGUAAAACAAUGGAAGACUGGCAGAUUGACAAGAAUCGACGGUGGGUGCUACGUCCUUGCUCAAUCAUUGCACAGUUGACGAAGAAUGAGAGUACGGAUUACUCGGCAGUUGCCAAGUACACAAUAGAAGCUGAAGUUGGGGCCCUGGAAGGAAGCUUGACGCGCGAACAGUAUGAAGAUGUGCUGUUUUUACAGCGCGCAUUCUUAGGUCGACGCGCGGUAGAAGCCCAUUAUGCACUGGCAAGAGGACGACCAUUGCACACACCUGGAGAACGCCCUCGAGAGUGGUGGGACUAUGCUACUGCUUUAGUGCUUGAGCAACGCAGGGCAAAGUGUCGAGCUAACGCGAAGGGCGACGACAAUACAGAUGAUGUUACACACCACCGGCAUCAUCGAUGGCCUCAUUACCGCAAAAUACGGUGGUCUUCCGUGCAUAAAGCAUUGCUUGAACAGCAACUGUACGUGGAGGCAUUCCGUACGGUACUACGCAAUAAUGCCCCGUUGGAUCUGUCAACUAGAGAAGGCAAGUUCAAACAACGCUAUGAAGAAAUUUACCCGCUGGAUGUAAUUGUGCUAUUACGCGACGUCGCAGACGAUGCCGAGGAGCGUGCACAAGAAGAAGAGAAGGCUUCUGCGCAAGCACGGUUAAAGGCCCAGGAUGCACAAGACAGUGGUAGCUCGUGGUAUUCGUACUUUUUCGGUGGUCAUACUGGCGAUACUGUUGGACAGGAUGAAGAAAAUGAGGGGCAGGUACUGUCAGCUGAAGGCCGCGAGAAUUUACGUGAAGCUUACAAUGAUGCCAUGGAAAAGGAUAGUAGUGCGCAUGAGGUGCCACUGGGGUGCAACCUUAUGUCUGUCCAGAUCCAGCUUUCGAAUGGCUCUAUGUCGCUUUAUCAGUCAAACGCUCACAAGAGUCCGUUCGUUACUAGCACGCUCCAUGGCUCACUAGCUAUGAACAUUCAGCCAGAAAAUGAGUGGGAUGCCAAAGUCCGUGUUCAGCACUUUGACAUUCAAAAUGGAUUGGCGCGCGAUUCUCGAUUCCGCUCAUUCUGUAGUCCGUCGUCCUUGCAAUCGCCUAACGACGACCUGAGUACAGCCUGUGUCAGUGUCGAUAUUAGUCGACGUGCAAUGGUACAAAACCGGGUACCGAGUGAUGAUGACGUUGGAGCCACGCUGAAAGUACGCGUAACCUCAGCGCCUAUUCGUGUGAUGGUUGAUCCAUCAUUCGUAAAGUUCCUGCAUGCAUUUUUCGUCAGCCUACUACCAGAGAGUCAGCUUGAAAAAGUUUGGCAGUUUGCGACGUCCUCAGUAGCCGACUGGAUGUUCGCUGAUGAUCCUACAGAUGAUACGAAGCUCUUGGGGUCAUCAGAGCUUAGCGCACAAAAGGAAGCUGAAGAAGCUGAGCUAAUGCGCUCACUAGAAACAGCAGAAGGCCGUGUUGAGUACGACGUUUUGGUAAGCAUAAAUGCUCCUGUGCUUAUACUACCGGAAGACAUAGCCGAUACGACUGGUGCCGUACUUGUUGUUGAUCUUGGUAUGCUGAGCUUUCGCAACGAAGAAAAGAUGAUGGCUACCAAUACGUCUUUCAAUGUGGAUCGUGGUGCUACAGAUGUCGAUUCGCGUCACUUGUACUGGCGGCUUGAGAUGACCAAGAUCCACGUAUUACUUGGCCGCCAGGAGCGUUUGACCGAAUGGACCGACGCAGAGCUGCGGAGCUUCUCCAAAAUAGUGGAGGAGCUAUCGAUUGAAUUCUCAUUGCACACACAGUCAUCAUCUUCACGUCUCAGGCUUCCCUCGCGGAGUAGGAAGUAUAGCGUUUCAGCCAAGCCACUGCCGCAAGUGGGCAUCUACGCUGCCAUCCCUACAAUAUUUGUAUCGCUAACUGAGAAUCAACUUGUGGCAUUGGGGCAGAUUUAUUCAUCCCUCGUGCGGGCGAGCGCUACUACCAGGGACAGUGGUCGACGUUUGUUAUACUUUGAUGAGCAUGAGCUUGGCAGUGGUGAGGAAGGUGCGACUGAGUCAGACAGUGCAUGCGACAGGAGCGCAGAUAAUGUGACUGCUGUUGUCGUUUUGGCGGAUGAGAAGUAUCUUCUUGAGAUGCAACUUUCGCUUACAUGUGUGGAGCUCAACCUGCGCGAGUCAACUGCUAAGGACGCAUUUGUCUUGCGUGCGUCACAUACUUCUUUCGCUGUUGAGACGUACUCGGCUCACCAGCUAUUCCAUGCACGACUCAAGGCACUCGUAAUGGAAGACAAGCUCUACUCGCCUGAUUCGCGAUACUAUAAAUUGAUCUCCACAGGCGAAAACGAAAGCGAGACUCCUUACCUAAUUGCUGUUGAUGUUGUGACAUACUCAUCGGGGUCUGUGGAACAAAGAGAGCAGAAAAAUAGGAGAGAAAGACCUUCACAGUUGGAGGCUGAUGUGCAGUUCAAUGUGCUGCAUGUGCAGUGGAAUCCGUCGUCUGUGGCUCUGUUUUAUCGCAUUCUUUCUGCCUGUGCAUCUGCAGUGCAGGCGCAUGAUAAUGGCAUUUACUCUGAAGAUUCUACGUUGGCGAUAGAGAGACCGACACCAUCGUCUCACGAGCAAGACCAGUUAGAACCUACUUAUCAAAUGCAACGAGGCGACAAGGAGGAGAGAAGCGCCUUAUUAUCCAGCUUGCGAUCUCGAGGACAGCCUCUUGUUGUGGUGCGCGCAUCGCUAGUUCAGUUCACUUUGACAUUUAACAAAGAUCAGCUCAAUCGGCAGCUGGCACGUCUUGAGAUGAGCAAUGCGGAUGUUUGUUUCACGAGUUAUGCUGUGGACGGUCGAACUUUCUCUGACGACGACGCUUUCGAGGUAACAGGCCACGUGGGAAAUUUUGUGGGCACGGAUUUGAGCACAUCGAAGCAUCCUUUGUAUUCGACGUUACUUGGUUUGGAUGAAGCUGAAGCUCGACGCCGUUGCGAUUUAGGAAAAGAGCUAGAAGCACUGCUGACUUUUGAGUUUGCAAGCGAUCCGGUGACAAGUGACAAGAGCUCUUUGCGGUUGGCGUUUCAACCGAUUCGCGGUGUAUACUAUCACCAGCAAGUCUUAGAGCUUGUGGAUUUCGUUUUCGAGGGAGUUCUUGGUACUAUGGUAAGCCAGACGCUGGAGAGCGCCACGCAAUUAUUACUCCGCGAAGAUGAGGCUAAAGUUGUGCUGGAUCUGAGCGUUGAAAAACCUACUGUGAUACUUCCGUUGAGCUUACAAGAUGCUCCUCAUGCUAAAGUAACUGCAGAUGUGCUACGGCUAGUUCAUUUUCCGUCUAGCGCAGUGCACUACGAUGGCCUCCCCGGAGCGAGAAUCAAGCGCGUUGAACAUGAUGAAGCACUGGAACGACCAAUGAUUCGCAGGUCUGUCGACAAGAGUAAUGGUAUUUCGUUGCGAGUAGACUGUAAAGAUCUCUUUCUCGAGCAAGUCCAUAUUUUUUGCACAGCAACGAAGGCAGAGAAAAGGACGAACGGUACCGACGAAGAUCCAGUAUAUGAAGACUUACUUGCCAAGCCUGCUGAUCUAAAGAUCAGCAUUGAAGAUCUCGUUUCAUCAACUAUUUCGUUAGGUGACGACGAAGCGGCAGACGACAGCGAAAGAAGAACAUUUUAUCUCCCGCGAAUUACGGUGCAGUCAGUUUUGCCUCCGCUGGAAGUGCACUUAUCGCGUACUAGCUACCUAGGUACACUCGCCCUGAUUUUUGAAAAUUUUGGUGCUGACGAACUAGAGAUGGUUCCUACCACAACAGAUGAGAUUGAGCCAACAACCAGCGCUGUUCGAUAUUUUGGCAGGAGACGCAGUAGUACUGGUGGAGGGAGAGUGUCAUCAUUACGCCCUACUGUGACGUAUACGUACCUUGAACCGGAUGCAGGUGAAGCAACACUUCAGAUGGAAUUUGCAAUGCAGAAUGUCCGAAUCUUGUUGCUUCCAGAUAAGAAAGUGGAGCCACUGGCGAUGCAGGAUAUGACGCCGGAUUUAUUUGUGCAACAAACCUUUAUAGAUAGCGCCAAAUCUUCGCACAACGAAGCUUUCGCCGAGAUCAUUGCUACCGAUUUUUCGCUGGUGCUCAGUAGGGAAUUUAGUGAAAAUCCACGAUUAGCGAUACGUCUUGGAGCUUUCAAGGCUCGGGAUCUUGUGGGAAAGUAUAAACCCUCAGUGAAUGGCACUGAAAGCGGGACGCUACUGAUUUCACCUCAACCUCUGGAGAUACGCUAUACAUGGGACGAUGUUGCGUUGAAGGGUGAAAUGGACUUGUCCUUAUCCGAAGUCACGGGCACUAUUAUUCCGGAGGCUCUGUUUGCACUUUAUGGCUUCUUCGCACUACCAUCGAAGCCAGGUCGAGCUGAAAUUACGAGACGUAAGGGUUUCACUGAAGAAACAAACGAAUUGACGUGGUCUUCACAUCCGCCAUCGCCAUCUCUGUUUACGCGACGUGAGAGUAUCUCGGACAUUCUACGCGAAGGAAGAAAACCAGAAUUGACGCUCAUAAUUCGUGCGACAGCUAGGCAAGUGGGUGUUGCUCUACCACGUGAUGCUUAUGAUUCAGAGAGUCCUCGAGUAGCCUUUGCUGGCGAUUUCACGCUCGAAUACACGUGGAAACCACAUCCGGACUUAAAGAAAGAGAAGAGUGAAGGCGACUUGAAUAUUCAGAGCAGUAUCCUUGCUGAAGCACGAAAUAUGGAAAUAGUGCUCGAAAAUGCUAGGCGGCCGGGUUGUUGCGUAGCAUCAUUAUCUUCGAAAGCCCAGCGAGAUGCCAUCGAUGUUGCAUCAUUGAUACAGUUGCUCGAACCGUGCGAUAUGCACGUUGAAAUAAGCGAUCUGUUUCCUCAGGAUGGCCAGCGACAGCAGAUUGUGGUGCUGAGCUUCACUCCUAUCGAAGUGUUUGCAUCGUACGACGACGCGCGUAUGGCAGUAUCCACAAUGGAGCAUCUAAAUGAAGCAAUCGCACAACACGAGGAGCGUCGUCGUGCCUCAAAGAAAAAGUUCAGGCAUUUAUCGCGUGAUGGCAAUCGGACCUUGCGUCCGCUGCCAAGAUCACGUACGUCCUCAAGGAACACGGAAGGGGAUACUGCAACGGAGGAGGAAGAAAUUCAUCGAUACUUUACUUGCGAGCUGCCGUCAGUGUGUCUGACCCUGAUUAAUGACUGCGAUGGAUGUGACAUGGGGCUUGCGCAGUUGCAGAUCGAGCGUUGCCAUGUCUUUUUGAAUGUCACACAUACCACACAAACGGGGAAGCUCAGUGAUAUAUCUGCUUCCUUCUUCGAGUCGAAUUCGUCUGUAUUACCAGUGACAAACACAAUAUCUGGUGGAGGACGUUUGGUAAUGCUCAUUUCAUAUUAUAAUCCAGAAACUCGCGACUGGCAUCCCAUGUGCACGGAGUGGGCACUCGACACAUCGAUACAGGGAUCCAUCUCGAGCGAAAGUGAGUUGCACGUCAUUCUGACGGCAUCACAAUCACUAGACCUCACUAUUACGCACGGGUUGUUAGAGGUCAUGGCAUCUGUCGGUGGCGCGUGGAAGCGUCGUGCAGCUUUACACGCGGCAAAUGAACUUGCUGAAGACAGUGAAGACGAAGAAAAUAAGCGACGUGAAAGGGCUCCUUGUGUUAUCCGCAACGAGACUGGGCUACCGUUGAAAUUCUGGCUUACAAAUGGGUCUUUCACAGCGGCCCCUCAAGUCUUAUCCACAGGGAGUUUGGCUGAUGUUCGUUAUGUUCAUGCCCGAGGUCGAGGGCGUGGCGUAAUUCGACGUUAUGCUUCUGGAGACCGAGACGCAGCAAACCUGCGCCUUAGUCUGCAAUUGAUGGAUUCAAGAAAUACAGGUGAUGGUGCCGCUCGAUUCCAAUCCAUCCAAGGACUCAUUUUUGAGCAGCUAGGCGCUCGCACAUUUCCUUUGGUGGACACGCACGGACAGCGAACAAGUUUUACACUAUGUUUGUCGGCUCACCUUAUCGAAGGUCGUAUCUUGCUGGUCGUUUCGUCACCUAUUAAGCUAGUUAACCGACUAGCGUCUCGCCGUUCUGUUGCGCUCCUCGUAAACGAUCCGACAUGGCACACACCAGUUGAGAUUGGGAUUCUGCGCCCAAAUCAAGACUCUGCUAUACCUGUGCUACUUUCCCUGGCGUCGGAGCUGCGGUUGCGGCCUGUGAAGAAUGAGACCAAGUAUUCUUGGAGUGCUCCUAUCCCAGUACAGACACGAUCUGCAGUAGAGCAGAAGGUGGAGGCAGCAGUCUCCUCACGUGAGAGUGUGGGCAACGACGGUAAUGCUCGAAAUGCAGUGUACUGUGUUUCGAUGUCGAGCGAGAAGGAGAUGCGCGUGGUGUCCGUUGCUGAGCCGCUUGUGCUUGUCAACAAGUUGCCGGUGCCACUAACAUACCGCGUGCGGUCGGCCUUAAGCUCUGCUUACGGUUUAGGGACAAGUGAUAGUCCAUCACAGCCGGAAAGAAUUGCUGUAGGAGCCAAGUCCAGUAUCUGGUGGACCGACAUUGCUCAGCGACCUCUGUUCCAGUUGCUCGUAGAAGGCUGCACAUCACAAUCCAAGUGGUUAGCGCUGGCUCCUCGUGGUACAGCUAGUGGCGCCGUAUUGUCUGUACAGCUUUCUCGCGUGGACGAUGGACGUCCCUUUCGACUUCUUCUACGUGUGGUGGGAGGCACCAAUUAUGCAGCUCGACCUGUGCGUGUGGAAAUUCUAGCCGACGUAUGGACCAUCAAUCGUUCAGGUUUAGAGUUGGUUUAUGGCACAGCCGUAGACAGCGAAGCCUACAUACCACCUCGCGAGGCGCGUGUUCAGGUGGGAAGUGCCCAAAUCAGUGCAUACUCAAGCGAUAGUAGCGGGAAGGUGCCCGUGCUUCGUAUUGGAUUGCGUGGAUGCAGUUGGUCGGCUCGAUUCGAAGCAGACCCCAAACGACUCAGCUGGCAAGACGAAUGCAUUACGCUCCGCUCAGCUGGAAGCAGUGGUGGCGUACUGUAUGAGUUGGGCGUAUCAGCAGACUACGCGACCCGGCAUUUUGGCUCGGUUACGACACUUGUGAGUGUUAUACCUCGUUAUCUGAUCUUCAACCGAGCGUCGCACACGCUAUUACUGUUAGAGACGUCGAAUCGCUGGAACCAGCGGCUAGAAGAUACCAGCAGUGGCAGUAACAACGUUGCGCACCAUGUACUAGGUGUAGGAGACAUGUAUGCGCUCUACUGGGUGAAAGGAACUCGAGUUCCGCUGCAAGCAUCGGUGCUACUGGAUCACGACGCCUCAGACACAUUUGCGUGUAAUGAAGGUUAUGACUGGAGUGCAACCUUUGCUGUUGAUCGCGUGGGUAUAACAGACUUGUUGGUGCCACCACGCUCAAGUGGACGUGGCGUCCACUUGAAGGUAGUUGUGAAGCGAGGUAGCUUAUCUCAAGCGACGUUCGUGGUGAUAGUGACAGACAGAGGCGCUGAAUCUCCGACUUCGACGUCAUUACGGCUGUCAACGGCUGGCUCGAUAGUGUCUUCAUCUGCAAAGAAGACAGUGACAGGCACAGGAACUGCUGGAUGGCAAACCUUCAGUCUUCACGCUCAAUUGGCCGGCGUGAUUGUCACGGUAAAUGACAAGAAGUCUAGUGAGAUGGUCGAGGAGCCUCUGAAUUUGUUUUCCGACAAUUUUGAGGGUAUCAAUGAGCCGGUCGCCCGUACAACGUUUACACAUAUUGGCAUGGAAGCAUCUUGGUCGCCGCAAGCUACUGCUGCAAAACUAAAUCUCAUGGGACUCAAAGUCGAAGACCUUCUUCCACGAUCGAAAAAUCGUGUCGUACUGAGACCACUUUUACGAGGAGAUGGUGUUUCCGGUUCUCUGACAGGCAAUACGGACACUCAUUUUCUUGAGUUGAGUUAUCUUGAGCGACCCCACGAAAAGUACACAUGGGUGGAACGAGUACACGUGAAGCUACAGAAUAUGAAGGUAUCGACAUCAAUGCGCUUUGUCGAUCGGCUCAACAAGUUGCAACGAGAAACAAGUGCACAUUUUCGACACAAGUCGCUGAUUUCUACUUUUCCAAGUGAAGAGGACAGUAAUGACGAGGAGGAUGACAAGGAAAACGACUUGCUCGCCUAUUUUGUGCCUCAAAAGGAAGAAGGAGAAGAGAAUACGAGUGAGGAGGGUAUGGCAGCCAUGACUGGUUGGAAGCUGUACAUUGUAUCGGGCAAAAUCUCACCUGUCCGUGUAGUGGUAAGUUUUACGCGCAACAACAGGGAUUCAAGACAGCAGGAAACUGAAGGCUUUUGGCUCUCGAACCUCAAGCUCAAGAUCGAGAACGCGUGUUUGACACUAGAGGGCUACCGACUUUCUCAUGCACUGGCCACGCAGGAGUCACUUCGUGCAGCAAUUGCGCGCUUUUACGAGCACUCCAUCAAGUCACAGGCACUUAAUCUGAUCGACUCUAUUGAGGUGACAUCGCUUGUGACGAGUAUGGUUACAGGUGGCGUUACGUCACUAGUAUCGACCCUUCGUGGUAAAGCUGACCCAGCCGCUGCAGCUGGUGCACGGGCUCCUGGGUUGCUUACAUCGAGCUCUUGUCAUGCUGACGGCUACAACUCGCCGAGCGAUCCUUUUCGCUACGAGCACAUGUCGAAUGGUGAAAUCAUGCGAAAACAUUCCCGAGCAUUGGAUAAGUGCCAAAGUAGCACGGAGUUGUUACGUCAAGUUCGACAUCUCGUGUACGACUGGGAUGCCAACCAUACUGGUCUGGAAGCACGUGGAUGUGUUGUCCUUGCAUUGGUCAAUAGCUCACGCCAUUCGUUAGUGGUGAACACACAGCUAAAUGAUGGAGCAUCGUUGCGUGUUCUUCCACUUGGGAGACGACACCUUGCAAGUGUCUUGGAUACUCCGACUGAACGUGGAGUUGCAUCAAGAGAAGGAAGCACGAUGGCGUGGCGAGCAGACCGUGCUCUCGUUGUCUUUGCAUAUGGCUACACACCGACGUUACUGACGUCAGGAGACGUGUAUUUCACGGUUCAAUCCAAUGCUUGCAAUGUCUACGCAACCCGAAAGACAGCUCGACUUGUCGCGAAUCGAGGGUAUACAGCUACAUUUACACUUCAAGAGACACAAAGUUGGUGGUCUGUGAACGUGGUGAUUAUCGGUGAUGACGUACAAGUUCACGAUCAUUUAACGUCUGGAAUGGAGUCGACCUCAUUGUUUGGUGAAGCUUCAGCUACAAAUGCUCAUGAGACUGACGAUUUUACGGAUACGAACAAGGAAUUUGAAGUUGAAUUUUCAGGUCCAUCCUUGGGUUUGAGUGCAAAACAAUUGGGCAAUUCUGUGAUUGUACGUGAAUGUCUUCCGUCAAGUGCAGCGGCACUUUCGGGUCGUAUUGCUCAAGGUGAUUACGUUGUUGCAGUAAAUGGCAUGAGCAUUGCAAAUACGAUGCAAUUUAAAUCACUUGUAAGUACGACACCACGUCCAAUUGUUGUACGCUUUCGACGUUCAUGUAAUGCAGCGUAUGAUUUAUUUGGAGAGAAGAAACAAGAAGAAGAAGAAGAAGAAGGACGUCAUCUCUUUGGCUAA